GGAGUCCGGGCCCGCGAGUUCCGUGGAGGCGCGAACCGGGGGUUGCCGUGACCCGCCCCGGCCACACGAGCUCCCGCCGGCCCGGAAUCGGCCGCUUUUGUCCCGCCUAGGUGACGGGGGUCAUCGCGGGACGUUGGGCGCGCGCUGCCCGCUUGUCCCGGAGCCCGCGGCUAGCCCCCGACGGCUCAAGUGCUGGGGAUCAAACCCAGGGCCUCAUGUGCAUAAGGCUGCUGUGACCACCAGGUGGCCCCACCAUGUCCAGGCCCCAGACCCAGGAACAGGCAGUGGAUGCUGAAGGAGACUCAUCCCUGUACAGGAAUGACGAGGAGGGAACCCAGAGUUCCCACCGCAUGUUGGGCUUCAGUGAUGCACUGCUGUCCAUCAUCGCCACUGUCAUGAUCCUGCCUGUGACCCACACGGAGAUCUCACCAGAACAGCAGUUUGACAAAAGUAUACAGAAACUUCUAGCAACUAGGAUCGCUGUCUACUUGAUGACAUUUCUAAUCGUAACUGUGGCCUGGGCAGCACAUACCAGAUUGUUCCAGGUUGUUGGAAAAAUAGAUGAUACACUUGCCUUGCUCAACCUGGCCUGCAUGAUGACCAUCACUCUUCUACCCUACACAUUUUCUCUAAUGGUGACCUUCCCUGAUGUGCCCCUGGGCAUCUUCCUGUUCUGCAUGUGUGUGAUUGCCAUUGGAUCUGUGCAGGCACUGAUUGUGGGGUAUGCCUUCCAUUUCCCACACCUACUGAACCCACAGAUCCAGUAUUCUACGCACAGGGCCCUGUCCCGGCAGCACGUCUUGCGCCUUGUCCUGCGUGGUCCAGCCCUGUGCUUUGUUGCUGCUGUUUUCUCCCUCUUCUUCUUCCCCAUGUCAUACCUGCUGAUGGUGACCAUCAUCUUCCUCCCUCACAUCAGCAAGGCCAUCAGCUGGUGCAAAGACAAGUUCAUGGGCCCCAGGGAGCCUCCAGCUCACAGUGUGGAGUCCUUCAAUAUUGACCUGCAUGCACCCCUCAGCAAGGAGCGGGUAGAAGCCUUCAGUGACGGUGUCUAUGCUAUCGUGGCCACACUUCUUAUCCUGGACAUCUGGCUGUUAGACAAAUGCCAUCUGUUCAUGCUUCCCAGUGAGGACAAUGUUCCAGAUCCCAAGGAUGUGCAGGAGAAGUUCAGCGGCAGCCUCGUGACUGCCUUGGGUGCAUAUGGGCCACAAUUCCUGGCGUACUUCGGCUCCUUCGCCACAGUGGGUCUACUCUGGUUUGCCCACCAUUCACUCUUCCUGCAUGUCCGGAAGGCCACACAGACCAUGGGGUUGCUCAACAUACUCUCACUGGCCUUUGUGGGUGGCCUCCCUCUGGCCUACCAGCAGACUUCUGCCUUCGCCCGGCAACCCCGUGAUGAACUUGAGCGAGUUCGUGUCAGCUGUGCCAUCAUCUUCUUUGCCAGCAUCUUCCAGUUUGCCAUCUGGACUGCGGCCCUGCUCCACCAGGCAGAGACACUGCAGCCAGCCGUACGAUUUGGUGGGCGGGAGCAUGCCUUCAUGUUCGCCAAGCUUGCGUUGUACCCCUGUGCCAGCCUGCUAGCCUUUGCUGCCACCUGUCUGCUGAGCCGGUUCAGCACUGCCAUCUUCCACCUGAUGCAGAUCGCGGUGCCCUUCGCCUUUCUGCUGCUGCGCCUCCUCGUGCGCCUUGCCCUGGCAACCCUACAAGUCCUGUGGGGCCUCCGGCCAUGGCACCCCCAGCCGUGCCUGGUUGAGCCAGAGGCACAGUCCCAGCUCCUGCCUGCCCCCUGCUAGCACCAAGGAAGCCACACCUGUCCAUCCCAGGCAGACUGGAAAGGGUUCCCUGAAGAUGGCCCAGCAGAGGAUGGUUGUGGCCCUACAGCUAUGGUUUCAUUGGCCUGGGUAUUGUUUCCAUUGUGAAAUAUAAAGAUCUACUUCAAAAGUA
Molecule: messenger RNA, 1941 nt
Organism: Nannospalax galili (Upper Galilee mountains blind mole rat)
Lineage: Eukaryota; Metazoa; Chordata; Mammalia; Rodentia; Spalacidae
Gene: Tmem175
Product: transmembrane protein 175
Exons: 12
Coding region: 255-1790 (511 amino acids)
Cellular component (GO): endosome; lysosome
Molecular function (GO): potassium ion leak channel activity; proton channel activity
Source: RefSeq, a predicted model, not a curated record